AUGAACAGUUCUUCAGUGCGACCAAGAGCAAAAGAUUUCAAGAUGAAUGGGAUGAAGAUGGUCCUCUCAUUCCAGGCAGCACCAGGAAGAUUUGACAACAAGACACAGCCACGAUGGCUUCUGGGCUGUGGCUCUCCAAUCUGCUUAAGUUGGAAAAUUUCAAAGAAAAGAAAGUACAACGAAGCUUACCUAUCCUUUGAUUUCACUUUCAUCACUGAAUGUGAUGGGACAAAAAACCCACGGUACUUCUUGUGUGGCAAGGUUCUUGCCAAUGGAAGCAUGAAGCCAACAAAGCCAAAGAAGCACCUUACAUCUGUCCAUCCUGAAAAUACAUCAGAAAGUGUGGAUAUUCUUCAUGAGAAGGUCAUGGAGCAACUGGCAGUUAUGCCAUUUCCCUUCAGCACACAGCUGGAUAAAACUACUUACAUCUCUCAGUGCAGCCAGCUCCUGGUUUCCAUCUGUUAUGUGCACACGGAUGCCAUCAAAGAAUACUUCCUAUUUUGUGAGCCCCUUUUGGAAACUACAAAGGCUGUCAACGUCUUCAAAAUGGUGAAAAGCUUCUUUGCCAAGCAAAACAUGGCAAAGAAAAAUCUUGCCCCUGGCAGCCGGCCUGAGCGUGUGCGGCGGCAGGAGCAGGAGCAGCAGCGGCGGCGGCUGCAGCAGCAGCAGGAGGAGCGGGGAGGCUCGCAGGCAGCUCCGCCGCGCCUCCCGAACCCCCCGUGCCCGGGCAGGGAAGGGCAUGGCAGUCUCCCUCCGCCGCCGAUCCCCACGCUAGUCAACCCGCGCCCCCCCCCCCCCCGCCGCGCUACACACCCUAGGCAGGCACGCCCCCAGGGGAGAGAAAGGAGCCGCCGCCGCGAUCGCCGAGGUGACUAUCUCGGUGGGGCCACACUGACCAUGCUCAGAAGUUUCUGCCUUCAGCUCAUGUCCUUGCUUUGGAUCCUAGUGGCCCAUCACCAUUUUGCCCAAGGUGAUGACUGCAGUGACCACUGUAACUUGGCCCAUGGCAGCUGUGAAGAGAGCGGCAAAUGCAGGUGUGAUCCAGGUUGGGAAGGGAAAUAUUGUGAACAGUGUGUGAGGAUGCUGGGCUGUACACAUGGGACGUGCCACCAGCCCUGGCAAUGCAUCUGUCAAAGUGGCUGGGCUGGCAAGUUCUGUGACAAAGAUGUGCACAUCUGUGAGCACCAGAGCCCAUGCCAGAAUGGAGCCCAGUGUGUCUAUGAUCGAGAUGGAGAAUACUCCUGCCUGUGCCUUGAAGGGUUUCAUGGAAAGGACUGCGAACUGAAGACAGGGCCAUGUGAGAAGGCAGGAUUUCCAUGCAAGAAUGGUGGCCUGUGCCAGGAUAAGAAUGGCUUUGCUAGUAACUACACCUGCAAGUGCCUGGCAGGAUUCAUUGGUGCACACUGCGAGAUCGAUGUAGACGACUGCCUGAUGCGUCCCUGUGCCAAUGGUGCCACCUGCCUCGAUGGCAUCAACCGCUUCUCCUGCCAAUGCCAGGCAGGCUUUGAAGGGCGUUUCUGCACCGUCAACAUUGAUGAUUGUGCCAGCCAGCCCUGCAAAAAUGGGGCAAAGUGUUAUGACCGCAUCAGUGAUUUUGAUUGCUUGUGUCCGGAUGGCCUUGCUGGCAAAACCUGUGAGUUCUCUGCUCCAGAGCCAACCUGGGUCACUGCAUUUCAGCCGGAUCAUGAGGAGCACAAUGGGGCCAUGAAAAGCACAACCAUCAGUGACCCUUGGACUACACAGUCUGAGCCAAUCAGGGCUGUGGUUACUGGGAAGCGAAUCACUAACUACAGUGAGAAAUCAAAUGGGGGAGGGCUAUUAAUCUCAGUGAAAGAGGUGGUGACACAACCGGGCUCAGGGCUGAGUCAGUCACAGCUGAUUUUAGUGCUGGUAUUUGGGCUGCUCACUGCUGUGUUGGUCUUGGUAACUGUGUUGCUGCUGCUGCUGAAGAACUGGCAGAAGGGGCGCCAGAGGUGCCAAAGCCCCUCUCAGUCUGCAAGGAAACUUCAGGACCAAGAGUGUCAAGUGGGAAUGUUAAGUACAGUCUUGAUAGAAUCCAGGAAAACAACAGAGCUGUAAGGACCCCAAGUCAGAGCCUGGCUGACUUGUGGGAUUCACCCACCAAUGAAUCCCUUAAGCCCUGUCUUGGGAGCUGUUCUGGCCGCACAUCUCCAAAGCGCUGAAGGGCUCUGGUGGAACUGAAGUGUGUGAACCAGCUGGAAGGAGGAGGAUAUUCAUGUGGCUGCAAAUCCUUGUUUGAAAACAGAGUCCUUGAAUGGGUGCAACUUAAGCCACUGGCAUAGUAAUGUCAACUUACCAAGGAACCCAAAGGAAAUGCUGGGUCAGGAUAUCCCAGUGUUGGAAACGGCAAGCAAGAGGGAUAGAUGCCAUUCCAUAUGCACUAAAGGAAAUUGCUAGAAACAAGACUAAGUGUGCCAGAGCAGGUGGUAGGAGCAAAAACUUGGUUAGGCCCUCAGGCAUCUGGUAGCUCUUGGUCAGAAGCAUUGGAAGUGUCAUAUGACCUAACUUUAUUGAGCGGGGCUCAGAAACUGCUUUGUGAAUGCCCCACCUAUGGAGUUCUGGCAUAAACAAUAUGGGAUUCCCUGAACUGCCUAGACGCUUUCAAUCUGUUUCAGACACCGCAGGCUCUGGGCCUUGUGAUGCCAUGAGCUGGUUUCCUGACUGUAUUGAUCAUGUUUUUCCCAUUUUA
Molecule: messenger RNA, 2710 nt
Organism: Hemicordylus capensis (graceful crag lizard)
Lineage: Eukaryota; Metazoa; Chordata; Lepidosauria; Squamata; Cordylidae
Gene: DLK2
Product: delta like non-canonical Notch ligand 2
Exons: 10
Coding region: 1-2079 (692 amino acids)
Biological process (GO): establishment or maintenance of epithelial cell apical/basal polarity; heterophilic cell-cell adhesion
Cellular component (GO): protein-containing complex; plasma membrane
Molecular function (GO): calcium ion binding
Source: RefSeq, a predicted model, not a curated record